This is a messenger RNA of Macrobrachium nipponense, 1260 nucleotides long. Its product is annotated as cyclin-dependent kinase inhibitor 1C-like. The record is from RefSeq and is a predicted model, not a curated record. The transcript is spliced from 2 exons. Lineage: Eukaryota; Metazoa; Arthropoda; Malacostraca; Decapoda; Palaemonidae. Bases 1 to 1260 code for a protein of 419 amino acids.
AUGGCGUGGACAUAUAAAGAGACGAGAGGAAGACUACCCGAUAAGGGAGAGGAUGAAUUCAGAUGGGACUACCAGAUAACGCUGUGCAUCUUAGUCGCAACGACUUGUGGGUAUCCCCAGUAUUCUCACCCUGUACCUUCCAACCCUCUCUUGAGUGGAGAAGCCGUAAAAUCUGCAGGAAAUGUCUCUCCAGCACCUACUGCACCCAGCACUGGCUACCUGACUCCCCAUGGGGGAUCCAAUUCACUGUCAAGUGGUCAAGGACCAGCCUCUCGACCUCAGGUUAGCCAUCCAGUGGUUAUACUGCCCAACGUUUUGGCUCAAGUCCAACAAGCAGCUCUAGAACACUCGGCUUCUAAGUCUCCAGCUCAAGCUCCUUCAGUUGUUCCGGCCCCUUCUCCAAGCUUUGCUCCAGCACCCAGUCAAUCUCCUGCCCCUACCUUUGAUCAGGUACACGUUCCUGCUCAAGCAGCUGCCCCUGGUCCAAGCUUCGCUCCAGCACCCAGUCAAUCACCUGCCCCUACAUUUGAUCAGGUACACGUUCCCACUCAAGCUGCCCCUGCCCCAAUACCCAUUGUUUUUAAUUCUCUAAAUGCAGCCCCAGCUCCAUCCCCAGUUUUAUUUGCAGCCCCUGCUCCUGCAGUAACACAUGCUCACAUUCCAGGUCCAGCCCUUCUUCAUGCUCCAAUUCACACUGCUGGCCCCGCAUUCAAUACUGUCCCAAGUCAUCCUCACGGCUUGACACAAUUGCAUGUCAUACCAACCCAUUCUGCUGCUCCAUUCCACACCAUUCCCACUCAUUCAGGUGUCCAGUUCCACACAAUUCCACAUCAUCCAGUCCAUCACAUAGCUAAUGUGCCUACCACAUUACAGGUCAUUUCACCACAGCAGCACUUCCCCGUUCAGGUUUCAAGUGGUGUUGCACCCGUUUUGCUGAAUCAGGGUGGUCUCCACGGUCUUAAUACACAUGUAGCUGGUUCUCCUGCUCUUUUAAUAAUUGCCAAUGACCAAGGGGCCACCGACUUGCAAGGUGGGUCUGCAGCUUUAUCUGAUAGUCAGGGCUCUUCUGGAGCGGCUGCAGCAUCAGCAGCUGGGGGAAGUAGCUCUCAGGGUGGUUUUGAAGGAUUUCCCAUUGAUCAUGGUCCUUCCACGUCUGCAGGGGCAGGUGCCUCUGCACCAGGAGGCGGUGGUGUUGACUUUUCAGGAUCACUUGGUGCUCCUUCAUCACCUUCAUCUCUUUAUCAUACACCUGGCCAGUAG